Choloepus didactylus (southern two-toed sloth) is the source of this 3135-nucleotide messenger RNA. It is a transcript of the gene TIGD2, whose product is annotated as tigger transposable element derived 2. The record is from RefSeq and is a predicted model, not a curated record. Gene Ontology annotation, molecular function: DNA binding. The transcript has 2 exons. Gene Ontology annotation, cellular component: nucleus. The coding region runs from base 1225 to 2802 and encodes 525 amino acids. NCBI's taxonomy places the organism in Eukaryota, Metazoa, Chordata, Mammalia, Pilosa, Megalonychidae.
GCUGCGUUUGCCGCUCGCCGCCCCUGUCGUCCCCGACCGCCGCGCUACUGGUGUCACCCUCUCUCCGGAGACUCCAUUUGCUCUCGGUGCUGUCUGGCCGCCGUGCAGGCAGGCGGAGAGCGAUGCCCCCGUUCCACGGACUGCAGUCCCCUUCGUCGAGCCACCGCUCGCUCACUUGCUGACAGCGGCGGUGACACCGUCGUCGCCGGCGUCCACGGAGGAAUCCGGGCUCCCUCCGCGUGAGGAAAGGCGUCCCGCGCUCCGGAGCUCGCCCUGCAGGGAGAGGCCCUAGCUACCACGGCUUCUCUCUGACCUCUUAAUUUCAGGAGGUUUCGGAGGCUGCGAGUUCCUAUACAGCCCUUCGGGAACUUCUGUUGGCCCUCGAAGACCACCUUUCACCAAGAUUAUUGUAACACCAUCUUCACAGAGCCUUCCACCCCUUGGCCUCUACUUGGGGUCCUGAUUGCCACCAAUGAAGUUUUCUGUUGCCUUCUUCUUUGGUUAUGUGACAUCACCUCUUAUCCAUCUUUCUUAUUUCCAGUUGUCGAAUACAUCAGGUUUAAGUUUGUGUCCUGUUAAAGUACAGAAUUUUCCACUUGUCCACUUUUCAACUUACUUGCACACUACUCUUCAGUUUGCCAGACUUGCUUGCCUAUGAUUUCCAUAGCCACUCACCUGUGUAACCCAUAAUAGUCCUUCCCUAGAAGAGGCAGUGUUCCUUACCAUACACAGCCUGACAAAAAACAUAGUCAGGGGGUGAGUUUUCCCAUUAUAUAUCAAGUUUUCAAGUCCACUCUUGUCUUAAGCUAUUUAUUCCCUAGUACAUUUCCCAGAAUUUUCCCACCUGUGUCUUAGUGGCUUUAGCAAAGCACCUCAACUGUAAUGAUGGCAAGAAUUGAGUCUUCAGUAGGACUGUUUUAGAGACUUUGCUAGUACAGUAUUCGACUUCUAACUUCCAGUGAAAGUGCAGUUCAUGAAAGGACCUGAAACUAAGUAAAGAGGAAGAAAGACAAAAGAUAGAGUUAAUUGGAGCUAGUACUUAUAGGAACUUUGUAAGUUUUAAAAUAGCAAGUGAAGGCCUGACCUGGAAACUGGCCAGUACACUACUAAGUCCUGGGGAUCAGGGAAGAGACCUCAAGGCCCCAUUUUCUCGUCUCUUUGUAUUCAAAUCUAAGUUGUUAAAUAUUUUGUUCUAAUAAUUACUCAAAAUAUUAGACACUUAAAAUGUUGGGGAAGCGAAAGCGUGUGGUGUUGACAAUUAAGGACAAGCUUGACAUUAUUAAGAAACUUGAGGAAGGCAUCUCUUUUAAAAAACUUUCAGUGGUAUAUGGAAUUGGUGAAUCCACAGUUCGUGAUAUUAAAAAGAACAAAGAGAGGAUUAUAAACUAUGCAAACAGUUCAGACCCUACAAGUGGGUUAUCCAAACGCAAGUCUAUGAAGUCAUCAACAUAUGAGGAACUUGAUAGAGUUAUGAUAGAGUGGUUUAACCAACAGAAAACAGAUGGGAUUCCUGUGUCUGGAACAAUUUGUGCCAAACAAGCCAAAUUCUUUUUUGAUGCUUUGGGGAUGGAAGGUGAUUUUAAUGCAUCAUCUGGCUGGCUAACUCGAUUUAAGCAGCGCCAUGGUAUUCCAAAAGCAGCUGGCAAAGGGACUAAACUAAAAGGAGAUGAAACUGCUGCCAAUGAAUUUUGUGGUAACUUUCAGGAAUUUGUUGAGAGAGAGAAUCUACAACCAGAGCAAAUUUAUGGUGCUGACCAAACUGGAUUGUUCUGGAAAUGUCUGCCAUCAAGGACAUUAGCUCCUGAAACUGAGCAAAAUACUUCUGGGUAUAGGUCAAGCAGAGAGAGAAUCAUUAUUAUGUGUUGUGCAAAUGCCACAGGUUUACACAAACUUAAUCUUUGUGUUGUGGGGAAAGCAAAAAAACCCCGUGCAUUCAAAGGAACUGACCUUUCAAACCUUCCUGUCACUUAUUUCAGUCAAAAGGGUGCAUGGAUAGAAUAUUCUGUUUUCAGCCAGUGGUUUGAAAAAUACUUUGUGCCCCAGGUACAGAAGCAUUUGAAAUCCAAGGGACUUUUAGAAAAAGCAGUGCUUCUUUUGGAUUUCCCCCCAGUACAUCCGAAUGAAGAAAUGUUAAGUUCAGAUGAUGGUAAAAUAAUUGUGAAAUAUUUGCCACCAAAUGUUACAAGUCUAAUUCAACCUAUGAGCCAGGGAGUCCUAGCCACAGUAAAAAGAUAUUACCGAGCAGGACUUCUCCAGAAAUACAUGGAUGAGGGAAUUGAUCCAAAAAUGUUUUGGAAGAACUUGACAGUAUUGGAUGCAAUUUAUGAAGUAGCAAGAGCUUGGAACACAGUGAAAUCAAGUACUAUAACCAAAGCAUGGAAAAAACUUUUCCCUGGCAGUGAAGAGAAUUCAGGCAUGAACAUUGAUGAAGGAGCAAUUUUAGCAGCUAAUUUAGCAACAGUUUUACAGAAUACAGUAGACUGUGAACAUGUUGACAUUGAGAAUAUUGAUCAGUGGUUUGACUCUCAGAGUAAUGACUCAAGCCAUCAGGUGCUAACUGACAAUGAAGGUGCUGAGGACCAGGCCAAGCCUACUGAGCGAAAGCCUUUCAAUAAGACUAGAAAAGCAGAACUGAAUUCAGAGAAGCAUAUUACCCAUAAAGCUGCACUUGAAUGGACUGAAAAUUUACUGGAUUAUCUAGAACAACAAGAUGACAUGCUUCUGUCUGAUAAAUUGGUAUUACGGAGGCUCCGAACGAUAAUAAGAAGGAAACAGAAGAUCCAAAGUAACAAAAGUCGUUAAUAGUGCUCUUAAGUGUUCAGUGUGUUUGUGUUUUUGUGACUGUUCACCUGCAGUGGGACUUAAAUAUCUUAUUUGAAGUGCUGUGGAUUCCAAGGCCAUAUACAUUUUAUAAAUGAUUUUAGGAUUAGCUGCCAUUGUCGAUUACUUAAACUACAGUUCUUUAAUGUUGGCACUAGUAAUUCAGCGUUGACAUUAACUUGUCUGUUUAUUGUUUCUAAUCUGCAUUAUACUAAUUAGAUUAUAAGGUACUGAAGCCAGGAAUCAUAUGUCUGUUUUGUGCCUGAAUUUCAUUGUUCUAACAGAGGACCAAACACCCUAUGGGUACUCAAUAAA